AUGUUCUCAGUGCUAACCUCUUUCCACAGUUGUAAAGUAGUGUGGAAGGCUAGUAAUAUAGUGUAUCAGUGUAUGUGUAAAGUGCGCAACUGCGUAUGGUAUCUUAAAAUAUUCAUAAUAUCAGUCAUAUUAUCAUUGUUUUGUGGUAAAAUAACAUUACAAAAUGCUUACUCCGAGAUUUAAGUUAUCUCAAGACGAAAAUCAUGUGUUUAUAACCGUACAUGCACCCUAUACAAAUAUCGGCGAGUCGGAGAUCGAUAUUGAUGGCGAGAAUUUUCUAUUUGUGUCUAGUCCAUACUUCCUUAGACUGCGACUACCUGGAAAAAUUGUUGAAAACGAUCGGUCCAAAGGCUCUUAUAUCUGUGAUUCUGGAGAUUUUAAUUUCACUUUCGACAAGGAAACACCUGGGGAACACUUCGAAAACCUCGAUAUGAUUACCAGCUUGCUGGCUCCCCGGGAUAUACCCGAUGUGAAUCCAAAUUUAGUUGAAAUGCUAGAAGAAGAUGGCGUGAAUAUAUCCGACAAUGAAGAUGAUGAUAAGGCCUGCGCGGAGGAGGAAUGCAAUAAAUACUCAUAUGGAUUUGCAAACAAAAUAUCAACAGACUUCAAAGAUGUAGGCGAGGAAUUUCCGCAGAUAUUCGAACUUCGCGUACCAGAAAGAGUUCCUAUUGCAGAACGCAAUGAAUUGCGCGAAAAAUACGAAAACCACAAAUUUUCGUCGGAUCACUAUUUGGCAGAUUUGUAUGAAGAAGAACUUCUUGCUCCACACCUAGCCGUUGUCACUGAGUGGUGUGCACCCGAUUUUAAUAAAGAAAUCGAUUUCACAGAUGAAGAAGUCAGCGUUUUAAAGGAACUGCCAAAUAAGCAUUACUUAUUGAGCAAAAAAGAGCAAAAGCAAGUGUUUAUGGGGCUGGUUGAUAUUUUAUAUGGUUAUUGUUAUGAUAAACGCACAACUCAGAAUGAAAGCAAUGUGGAAUCUAGUUGGACAAUCAAUAAAUUGUCACCAACUUUGAGUUGCUUUUGCACAUUUAAUGAUACUAAAGAAGUGCUUAUAGCCUGCUACCGGCGUGCUCUCGUAUUCCCGAUAUUCCGUAACUUUGAACUGUGCACGAAAGUGCAUAAGGACUUGGUAGCAUUAUUGAAGAUAGGAAAGAAAUAUGUCAUCAAAUGUCUGAUCAGUGUUUUUACAAUGUUUAAUCUGAAUACUGAAGCAAGGUACAUAUUGAACCAGUUGUACAUCAAGGAUUAUUUAAUAUUUUUACAAAAAUGUCGUGCCGAGGAGUUUGACCAGCUCUCUGAUGAGAUAGAUAAUAUUGAAAUAUUGAAAAAGGAUUUAGGACUUGAAUUAGAGGAGUUAGAAGCAGCCGCAGAAAUGGUUAAACUUGAAGAGACACAGAUAAUGGAAAAUGAAAUGGCUGUAAAGAUGGCUCAUAUGUCACUGUUACCUGGACUCAAGAAGGCUACAUACAUGAGCAGUGAUGAAACAGAUGAUUCUACCGAUUCAGACGAUUCUUCCACCGAUUCGAGCAGUGAUUCCUCUUCCAGUGAUUCAUCGGAAUGGGAUUCCGACGAUGAGAGAUCCUGAGGGUACUUUUAAAUUGGUGUGAGUGAAGUGAAUUAACUUCAUUAGCGCGCCAAUUGAAAAUGACAAAGUUAUGUGAUUUAUUUUUAUUCUUAAGUUUUAUAUAUGUAAAUGUUGCAUUUCUAACUUGUAAUGGUUUCUAUGAAAUAUGGAAAGCGGAAUGACUGAUUAUGUAUAGAUUGGUAUAAUGGAGGAAAUGUAAAUAUGGAAGUUGUAAGGUAUAUCCAGAUUUGGUAUAAGAUAUUUUUGGUCCUAUACUUCUGGCUAUGGUUGAAUCUAAUUGCUAAUAGCUUAGAAACAUACAAUCAUUACUUGGUGUUGUUUGUAGAAUGUCGCUCAUAUAUGAUAAACGAUAAAGGUCGUAUAUAUGCAAACCUCUAUACACAAAAUAUCACAAACUGGUGUUGCAUAAAAAUUUCUAUGUAUUCAGCUUUAAUUAUGGAAUACGAGGAUAAAUUUCGACAAUAGAAUUGAACGAAAUUGGAAAAGUCAAAGCCCAUUUGAUUGUAAAAAAUAUUGCAGUAAGUCAUUACUAUUUUGGUGUUAUAUUAAUGUACACAAAUAUCUGUUUUUAUAGAGUAGAUAAAGAAAUACAUUCAAUAAUCAAUAUCUUAUAAAAUAUAUUUGUCUAUUUAAAUGCUUCUAAAUGUUAUGAUAACUGUCACUUGGUAGUUUAGGUGGGAAUUAUUAAUACAUAAUUCUAUGAAAAUUUAGAAAAAAUAUUAUAUGGAUGUUCUCUUUUCUAAAUAAAUCUAUUUCGAAUAUUGUAGCUAUGAAUGUCUAUUAUCAUAUUUAAUGUUAAACCUAUUGAAUAUUAAAUAUUAGAAGUUAGGAUGUGGUGUAGUGAUGUGCUGGAUCGCAAUUUAUAUAGAUAAAUAAGGAUCUUAUAUGUUAAAUCCGAUCUAAAUGAAACUAAUAUUAUUCGCAUAUACUACGCGUGUUUUAUUUUUCUUAAAAACUACAGACGAGAUGUCUCGUUUGCCCGUGAUCACGGUUGCUGAAAAGUAACCGAAACGUCGGGAGUAUGUAGUUUUUAACAAAAAUAAAGCACGCAUAGUUUAUCCGAAUAAUUUUAGUUUCAUUUAAAUGAUUAAAACUGGCGAAAGUCUUAGAUCUCAUUAAAUCCAAUCUGUAUCUAAAUGAUGUUAUAUUUUUCGUACAUAUUUCUUUUAAUUUCUACUUAUUCACAGAUUAUAUAGAGUUUUAAAAAGAUAUUGAGAGUAAAUAAGCCAAAAGGUCUGCCAAAGAAAUCAAGGUUACAGGUCUUUUAUUUUAUAUUCACUGAUAUAGAAGCGGAUACUUUUUGGAGGGAAACUUGUAAUGCGAAUUCCAACAAGGCUGCGUGAAACGUUCUACGCUCCUGGGGAAGCGGAAAAGAAAGAGACGGAGCGAGAGUAAAUGGGCGGGUCAAAGGUGAAUUGUGAGCAAUGUUUAUAAAGUUUGUCUUAACGAAACAAUAUGAGUUUACUAAAAAUUGAUUUCUAACUCUUCCUUUUUUCAUUUCAUCAUUGCGAAGUCCUAUUUCUUCUGCGCAGAGGGACUCUGCGCACAAUUUUUUGUCAAGUACUGCAAUUUCACUCAUUAUAUUUCGAAACUAUAGUUGAAGCUUCUUGAUGCUUUAAGUGAAAGAAAAUAUUUCGUCUUGUACUGCGCAUUUUUUUUUAAUCAUAGUUUUACAUUAAUACUCGUUCAUCUAUUUAUGUGUUUUCAUAUAGUGUGUAAAAUUUACUUGUAAGAAAGCUACUUAUACCGAUCUUUUCUUUCCCCGAAAAAAUUACAAAAAUGCCAAUGUUGCUACCCUAAUUUUAUUUUAUAAUAUAAUAAAUAUUGUAAUUAAGUACAACCUUUGUAUAAGUCUCAGAAAAAUUAGAUUUCAAUCCAUUAUUAUGAGAAAUAUUUUUUCAUAAAACUUAAGUGUUCUGGAAUCAAUGAAACACAUUGAUAUUAAUUAUACAUGGUUACAUUACAUACAUUUUGUAUAAUUCUUCAAAUAUAUAAUCAAAACAAAUAAUUAUUACGUGAAUAGGAUUCUGAUGAGGAACCUUAAGGGUACUUAAAUUGGCGUGGGUGAUUUAAAUGGCCUUCAUGAGAAGCAGAAAGUGACAGUGAUGAGUGAUGUGAUCUACUAACUAUAUUUAAGUGGAAAUGUUCGAUUUAUAACUUACGAUUUCUAUAAAAUGUGGUAAGCGGAAUGACUGAUUAUGUAUAGAAUAGCAUAAUGGAGAAGAAGUGUAAAUAUGCGGAAGCUGUACAGUUUCUUCUGUAAUAUGUAUGUAGUUUCAGUAGGUUGAUUGUUAACCUAACCUAACUACUUUUGAUACCUUUUAAUUUUGGAAUCUUAUAUUUUUUUUUCUAUUUUUAUACUAUAAUCUAUAUUGUAGGUGUACAUAGGCUUUUCUUUACUUGACAAGCCCAGUGAUAGAAUUUCCACCAGUAUCGGUCAAUAAUAUAACCAAACAAUUAUUUCUAGUGUCUAAAUUAAUAAUUUCGGUUAGAUGGGCCGUGUAUAUCAAAUUAUAAUAUGUGUAAAUCUCUACAUGCUCGUAUAAAAUAUUCCAAAUGAUUAUUCUAGAACAAUAUAUUCUCUUUUAAUGGAAUUUAUUAAGAUUGGAAGCAAAGCUGUAGGUUAAACACUAGCUAAGUAAGAUUUUCGAAUUUCAAGUUUAUUACAAUUUCAGUAUUAUAUUAAUGUAGAGAAGUUGAUGUUUAAUAAUAAAAAAAAAGUAUGUUAUAGGAAUUAAAAUGGCUUUUGAAUUUACUGGUGAUAUUAAAAAACUGGCACUACUGUUUAUUACAGACUUGAAAAUAUUCAUAUGUGAUUGUAUAACUAUUUAGAAAAAAUAUAUAAUGAUGUCCUAAAAUUUUUAAUCUGUGGCCAAUGUUGUCCAAUAUAAGAAUGUAUCCUAUCAAAUAAUUAUCUUACAACUAUUGAACAUUCAAUGUUAGUAGUUACUAUUGAUGUUAUAUGAAAUAUUGUAGAACAAUAAAUAUUAUAUGUCAGCA
Messenger RNA from Danaus plexippus (monarch butterfly), 4585 nucleotides. RefSeq names its product protein SHQ1 homolog. Gene Ontology annotation, cellular component: cytoplasm; nucleoplasm. Bases 164 to 1585 code for a protein of 473 amino acids. NCBI's taxonomy places the organism in Eukaryota, Metazoa, Arthropoda, Insecta, Lepidoptera, Nymphalidae. Gene Ontology annotation, biological process: box H/ACA snoRNP assembly. The transcript has a single exon. The record is from RefSeq and is a predicted model, not a curated record.